GGUAUCGUAGCCAUAACCAAAUAUCAAAUAAGCAACUUAUAAACCAAAUAAUAUUAAUUAAUAAGUUCAUUCAAAAUAAAUUUAUGGUGAAUUUAAUUAUUCGAUAUCAUGUGUAAUUCUAUCAUAGUUUUAAAUAUACUUCCAAACAUUUAUUUUCUAAAAGAAAAUACUUGACUAAUGCAGUACAAAUAUGACAUUUAUCAUUUAUCGAGGUUAGGUAGUUCAGUGCUUCUAGCUGGGGUUUUGUUUAAAAAAUCGUUGUUUUGCAAUUCGAUAAAUAUUUAUAAUUAAAAUCUUAAAUUAAGUAUUGUAAACCAAUUUAAAAAUCAAAAUUAGCUCGUCAAUAAUAACAUGCCCGCUUUUUUCAUUUUCGAGCCUAGCUGAUUUCUGAUUGUUUACUUCAUUUUAUUAUAUUUGUUAAUAAAAUCGUAAAUUGUAUAUUAAAACUAUUGUAAAAGAGUUAUGAACGGGACUACAAUGGAUCGACAUGGACAUGGUCAGGCUAAUCCUAAACUUCCCAGGAAUUACAAGUUGAUAGUAGACCCGUUUUUGGUAAAAGGGGCUGCUAAACUUUAUAGGUAUGACGGAGUGGUACCGAAUGAUACUUCGUGUCCUCCUGUUGUACCUAGAGAUCCUAGAUCUCAUUUGACUAGAAUAUGGACCAGAUUGGAAACCCUGGACUUACCAGUACCUAGAUUCAGAAUCGAUAUAAACUAUAUUGGUGAACCACCCUCAAUCGAAGUUACUAUCUUCCAUCUAAACGACAACAUUGACAAGCUAUUUUUAAGAGAUAUGCUUCAAAAAUUCGGCCCAAUCGAAGAACUAUUUAUUUACUAUCACCCAAAUACCAACAGGCAUUUAGGAAUUGGCCGAGUCAUAUUUGAAACUGUCGCGAGCGCUAAGGCUUGCGUCGAGAAACUGAAUAAAACCAGUGUUAUGGGCAAGAUGCUCGACGUCUUUUUAGAUCCUUUUGGGGAAAAGUGUAAACUCAAAUUUGAAGAAUUCACAAUUGAAAAGAAAGCACCUGCUCUGCUCCCGCCGUCAAUUGAAACAUCUCCAAAAAUGGAAGAGAAACCAAAAGCUGAAGCUGAUAAACCUUAUGACCCUGCUGAUGAAGAUUUUGACGAACCGGAACGUCUGAAAAAAGAAAAAGAGAAAGAAAUCGAAAAGAAAUUAAUUAUAGAAAGAGAAAACGAUAGAAUUAUUAGAGAUAGAGAAAGAGAUGCCAGAGAAAAGGAUAGUAGGUAUGGAGCAAGGAGCUAUAGGAGUAAUGAGUUUGCCACUCCUAGUAGUACUGAUAUGGGAUAUACAACUGCACCUAGUGAAUUUUCUACCAGCUUUGGAUCAGCGGGGACGACUCCCUUGAGUUACGACUUCCAUACCCACAGUCUCCCUCCUAUACCCAACCAUUUUUCUUUCCCUACGCCCACCUACCACCCGAUUCCCGCCCCACCUCCUAGCGUAUGGCCCACCACUCCCAUAGCACCGCACCAAUGGACACCCGACACGUGGGAAAGGUCGCCAGCAGGUUUGGCACCACAACUUCCACCUAAAUGGUCUUCAUCCAAUGAAGAAAAACACUCGCACGGCAAGAAUAAAGAACGGGAUUGGAGGGACAGGGAGCGCGACAAAGACAGGGAGAAGGACCGAGAUAAGAAAAGGGAUAGUGGGAGGAAUAAAAAGGAGAAGGAGAAAGAAAAGGAAAAGGUUGAAGAUGAAAACAAACCUUUGGAUUUGGAUACUAGAAUAGCUCUGUUACUCAAAGAAAAGGGUUCCGGAGGAAUGGCGCCGCCAUUUUUGAAUUUCGGUGCCGACUCGGACGACGAUUCUAAAGCAUCCGAUAAAUUAUUGAAGCAAGUUCCUAUUUCGACGUCUUUAGAUAGCGACGAUGAUGACAGAUCCAGUAUUUCAUUGAGCGAUAUGCCUAUCAAUCCUCCCGCACCUGAUAUGGACUUUGAUUUUCCACAAGACGAGGAAACUCUGCCGUUGUCAGAUCCGCCAUCGCCAUUUUUAUCCAAGGAAAUUUAUUUGGAUUGCCAUCGGCUGGCUUUGGAACAUGCCGUGGUAGCAAGGCAGAGAGAAGCAUUGGAAACGUCCGCGCUUCUUAAGAAAGUCCACAUAGAAAUGAGUAAAAUCGGUAGUGACAUCUCUUCGAGCGAAGAUGAACUACUUACAGGAGAAAGGAUGCAAAACAACUACAGUCCUAUCGAUAGGAUGGAUCUCAGGAAUGAAUUCAAAAUGGAAAAAGACGACGAUCAGAUGAGCUUGUCGUCGCUAAGCAGUAAUGAAAAAAUCGAAGAAUCUAAACCGGAACCGCCACCGUUACCACCAAAUCCCCCCACCGCUGCGCCACCCCCUUUACCGCCUGUACCUGGGAUCUACCCGCCACCUCAUUUUUCGACAGGCAUCCCACCACCUUAUGCUGGAUUCCCAGGACCUCACUAUGCAACACCUUUCCCACCUCAACAUUUCCCCCCGCCUCCUUACGGUCAUCAAGACUGGCGACAAGCAUACCCCUAUGGCCACCAAGUGUUCUUGCCCCACAUACCACAUUUCCCUCAAUUUCCCCAACUCCACCCUUCACAACAAUUCAACCCAUACCAAAUGCCACCCAAGAAACCCGAAAAUAAUAAGGACGACCCCCACGCCACUACCAUCAACUCUGUGAUACAACAAGUUACCCAGGAGUUGAAGAAUAUACUCAAGAGGGAUUUCAACAAGAAGAUGGUCGAGUCAACGGCUUUUAAUAAGUUUGAAUCCUGGUGGGAAGAGGAAAGCUCCAAAGAAAACAAAGUCAAAGAUAAAGAGGAACUUUUGGUAGAUAAACAGAGCAUAUCCAAAGACAACAUUAACAUUCUUUUGGAAUCAAAUCGAGAGAACCUGUACAGCAACAUCAACCUGGAUUCACCCUUGGGCGUGGGUCUCGGUCUUAAGGCGUCUUUACCCAAGAUGCCCAGUUUUAGGCGGAAAAAGAUUCCAUCACCUGUACCUGAAGAUGAGGACGGUCAAAAAAUUUCCGAUAGUGAAGAAAUUAUUCAUGAUUCUGAUUCUGACGUUAACAGGUCAGCUAGGAGGGAACGAAAGACUUCAAUAAGCAGCAUGAGCAGUUCAUCCAGCUCAUUCACAUCUUCGAGCGAUAGCGACAGUUCUGAUGAAAGUUCUACGGAAUCUGAAACAGAAACGGAAGUUAAGCUAAUCAACAGAAGCCUAACGCCGCCAGCGGUGGCGGAAAAGACUCCUCCGCCGGUAGAAGAAAUUUGCGAGAAGGAAGAACCACAUACUGUUAGCGAAUCUAUAGAAUCAAUGGAGGAGAGCAAUUCGCCUCUUAGAGAUGGCAUUGAAGCGAGAAAUAAGACCCCUGAACCUAUGCAGAUCGAUUCCGACGACCUGGCAGCUCCUAAACAACCCCAAAAACCACAAAACCUCUCUAGUUUACAAUAUGAUAGCGAUAGUGAUAUGAGCGAUACUGAAAGACUAAUUUUCGAAAGGAGACGGUUAAACACCGAGUAUAUGGAACAAAUUGAAAGAGAGAAACAGGAGCGGUUGGCGCGAGAGGUGAAAGUAGUGAAGGAAGAUCAAGACAGGAAGAAAACGAUCACUGAAGAAUCUAUGAUCAAAACUGAAGCGGACGUUGAGGAUGUAAUGGACAAAUCCCUGGAGGAACUUGAAGCAGAACGCGACGCUCUUCUUCAGCAAGUGCGUAAUCCUGAACCUCCAACAAUCGUGGAUGUUACGCAGAUUACUAAAGAGAGAUUAGAAGAUGUGAAAGAAAAGUUAAUCAAGAGCGAUUCUGAUGAAGAAACGUUAGAAACAAGGAAGAAAAAGAAAACAAAGAAGAGGCAAGACUUGAACGGUGAUGUGGUUGUAGUUAAAAGAAUGUCAGAAAGUUCAACGGGAGGAAGUAGUCCAAAUAGUCAGGUGGUUAAUGAACACUCGUACUGUAUGCCACGUCCAGAAAAAGAAAACAUCGAUCAACAACCCCAAGUGCAACAAGAUACCUUUAACACUGCUCUCAAGGAUCAUGAAUACCUUCAAAAAGACCAGCGGGUGGAGAAAGUCAAAAAAGAAAAACCACCCAAACAGGUCAAACCCAGGAAGCAAAAGGAGCACAAGAAAUUGCAGGAACUGCAGAACAAACUCCAUUACGAAAAUCAAUUUAGUUGGAAGAAGUCUCAGGAACCUUAUAAUAUGCACAGCGGGAUUUUGCAUAAAGUUCGAGACCAGAGGUCCGAGUUUGCUGUACUUUAUGAGUUCCUAACAAAGGGAAUAGACAAAGAAGACAUAGAGUACAUAAAAAAAUCCUACGAGGAAAUGCUCUCGAACGACACCAUGGGCUAUUGGUUGAACGACACUCAUUGGGUCGAUCACUGUUUAACGGAUCUCUAUUCUAGUCCUCCGAAAAAACGGAAAAAAGAUGAACGGCUGCACGCCAGCGGUAGCGCUAGGACCGAAGGUUAUUACAAAUUAUCGGCGCACGAAAAGUCUAGGUACAAAUAUCACCACGCCAAAGCGCAUGCUAUUACUAUGGCGAAUGCUUCUGCAGCUAAAAAUCAAGGUUUAUCUCGGGAAGCAAGAUCUAACCAGCGACGUUUACUUACCGCCUUUGGUGGCGAUACGGAUUCUGAUUUACUGAAAUUCAACCAACUCAAAUUUAGGAAAAAACAACUCAAAUUCGCCAAAUCGGCCAUUCACGAUUGGGGUCUGUUCGCGAUGGAACCAAUUGCUGCAGACGAAAUGGUGAUUGAAUAUGUAGGUCAGAUGGUACGACACAGCGUGGCAGAUCUCAGAGAACAGAAAUACGAGGCUACGGGCAUUGGAAGUUCGUACUUGUUUAGGAUAGAUCUAGAAAAUAUUAUAGAUGCCACUAAAUGCGGGAACUUGGCCAGGUUUAUCAACCACAGCUGCAAUCCUAAUUGCUACGCAAAAGUGAUAACGAUAGAAUCACGCAAGAAAAUUGUGAUAUAUUCCAAACAGAGCAUAGGCGUUAACGAGGAAAUCACCUAUGACUACAAAUUCCCCAUAGAAGAUGAGAAAAUACCAUGUUUGUGUGGAGCGCCGCAAUGUAGGGGCACUCUGAACUAAAAGACAAUCUGGAAGAAAAGUGCGGUAUUAUUUGUGUAUUGGAAGGAUAAACAUUUUUAGAAAAUAAGAGUGUAUAGUAAAGGAAGAAUAUUUGUGGACUUUUAAAUUAAGUUUUUUUUUUUAUUUGUACAUAUAUAUACCUGUAAAUAGUAAUGAUAAUUAUUGUUAAUAUUGUUUUUAAAUGAAAAUUCUGAAGGAGAGAAUAUAAAAAUGUAUGUAAUCUGUGUUUUUUUACUGAUUUCCCUUACUUAAUCCUUUUGGAAAUAACAACUACUUCAAGUAUAAACAAAUAAUUUAAUAUCAUGCAAAAAUUGUUAUAAAACUUAAGUACUAAAAAGAUAAUACAUGUAUGUAUUACAUUAUACCCUAAUGUCAUUCAUUCUUUGCCCUCUGUUAUGGUUUUUGUAAGAUGUUGCAUAUCUAGUUGUGCCUGUGCAAUAUCGCUGAGAGCAGCUUGGAUUUUUUCAAGCAAUUCUUGACCAUUUCUGACAAUUGCUUCAAGCCUUUCAGCAGCUUCUUGGUUUUCUUGUUCCAAUAUUCUCAAACUUUGCAACUAAAAAGCAAUACUUAUAAAUCUGAGAU
Molecule: messenger RNA, 5664 nt
Organism: Psylliodes chrysocephalus
Lineage: Eukaryota; Metazoa; Arthropoda; Insecta; Coleoptera; Chrysomelidae
Source: the annotation of a GenBank genome assembly